Pseudogymnoascus destructans is the source of this 1995-nucleotide messenger RNA. RefSeq lists its product as uncharacterized. The coding region runs from base 1 to 1995 and encodes 664 amino acids. Gene Ontology annotation, biological process: carbohydrate metabolic process. Gene Ontology annotation, molecular function: hydrolase activity, hydrolyzing O-glycosyl compounds. The record is from RefSeq and is a predicted model, not a curated record. The transcript is spliced from 9 exons. Lineage: Eukaryota; Fungi; Ascomycota; Leotiomycetes; Thelebolales; Thelebolaceae.
AUGUCCCCAUCCGGGCUGUCUGAGGGCGAGAGGAGGAAAGGGACAGGUGGCUACCUCCCAAUCGAAGACUAUGGCCUCAUCGGUAAUAUGAGAACAUGUGCCCUGGUGGGCAUCGACGGGAGCCUGGACUUUAUGUGCUGGCCCGACUUCGAUUCCCCCACCGUAUUCGGCCGCCUUCUCGAUGCGGAGCAUGGCGGCUACUUUAAUAUCUCCCCGACCAAGGGCGUCCAAUACACGACCAAGCAGCAAUAUCUCCCCUCGUCAAACAUCCUCCAGACCCGAUACAUUCACGAAGAGGGAGCCAUGGACCUGAUUGACUUCUUCCCGCGUCCCAAGAACACGAUUGUCCUGGCAAAGCAGAAGCAGUUGCCGUUCCGGGAGACGGUGAUUGUCCAGGAUGAAGUGAAGAAGUGGCUGGUGAGACGUGUUGAGUGUAUUAGGGGAUAUGUUGAUAUUGAUGUUGAGAUCUUCCCAGCGUUCGACUACGCCCGCGCCGAACACACGGUGGAAAUCCACAUCCCAAACCGUGGCCACGCCGAGCCAGAAUCCAAGACCGUCACUUUCUCCUCGAAGAACCUGAAGUUACAGCUAGACGUCACCAUUGACAAAGGAGACGAGGAUUCCAUAACCUGCCCAUUACUAAUAUUCACCACCGUCAAGAAGGACAAGUUGCUCGGCGAAGGUGUCGUAGCUCACAUCCACCUCGAAGAGGGCCAGGCCAUCUCCUUCGUCCUCCGCGACGACAUCCCCGACCACGUCACCCCAGACGUCACCACCGAAGUGCUGGACACGCAGCAGCAUGACACCCAGGCAUUCUGGUACAACUGGAUUUCCAAAUCCAAGUACAAGGGCCGCUGGCGCGAGGUCGUCAACCGGAGUCUGAUGAUCCUGAAACUGCUAACCUACGAACCAACUGGCGCCAUCAUCGCCUCGCCCACCUUUUCCGUCCCAGAAGCCAUUGGAGGCGUUCGUGGCCCAAGGGGCUUGGAACACGAGAAAUCCUAUCCUCUGCAUUCGAACUGGGAUUAUCGGUUCUGUUGGAUCCGAGAUUCUAGUUUUACAAUUUAUAUUCUCCUCAGGAUGGGGUUCACGGAGGAGGCGGAUUCGUAUAUGGAUUUCAUCAGUGAUCGGUUUAGGAAGUCGAGAUCGCCUGAGGGGGCUCUGCCGAUUAUGUUUACCAUCCGGGGCGAGACUGAUAUCCCUGAGAUAGAGCUGAGCCAUCUCUCAGGAUACAGAGGCAGCGCACCCGUCCGCAUCGGCAACGGCGCCGCUUUCCACCAGCAAUUCGACAUCUACGGCGAGCUCAUGGACGGCAUAUAUCUCUAUAACAAAUACGGGAAACCCGUGACUUGGGAGCAAUGGGUGUCCGUUCGGGAGAUCCUGGACUACGUGCUCACGAUCUGGAAAGCGUUUGAUCGCGGCCUUAGACUGUCGGAGAAGAGGUGUCUACCAUGCCCGAAUCGCGCGGCAUGGAUGAAGGCACGCGACGAGAUCUACGAGGAAAUAAUGAACAAAGGCUACAGUCACACCCUCAAAUGCUUCGUCCAAUCCUACGAAAGCGGCGACGCCCUCGACUCCUCCAUCCUCAUCGCCCCCCUCGUCUUCUUCAUCUCCCCCAACGACCCCCGCUUCCUACGCACCAUGGACCGCAUCCUGCUCACCCCGGAGAAGGGCGGGCUCACCAGCACCGGCCUCGUCUACCGGUACAACACCGCACAAUCCGACGACGGGGUCGGCGGCCACGAGGGCGCAUUCAGCAUGUGCACAUUCUGGCUGGUGGAAGCGAUGACGCGGGCUGGCGUGUAUGAUAAGAAGUAUUUGACGAGGGCGGUGAAUGUGUUUGAGAAUAUCCUGAGUUUCUCGAAUCAUUUGGGCAUGUUUUCGGAGGAGAUUGCGAGGAGUGGGGAGCAGUUGGGGAAUACGCCGCAGGCUUUUAGUCAUUUGGCGUUGAUUAGUGCGGCGUUUAAUUUGGAUCGCACGACGGAUGGGGGGUGA